AUGGAUCAUGGUGAAGGACGCUAUGCGGUUUACGAUUACGAGUGUCCAGGGAAGCUCCCUACACUCAUUUUUGUUUCAUGGAAUCCAUCAUCUUUGACAACGAAAACUAAGAUGGUCUACGCCGCCUCCAAGGAUGCCAUUCGUUUGAAGCUGAUUGGAAUCAAACAUGAAGUUGAAGCGAACGACUUGGACGAAAUUGCAGAAGAGGAAAUGAGAAAGAAGGUAGAAUGA
This is a messenger RNA of Echinostoma caproni, 231 nucleotides long. NCBI's taxonomy places the organism in Eukaryota, Metazoa, Platyhelminthes, Trematoda, Plagiorchiida, Echinostomatidae. The record is from the annotation of a GenBank genome assembly.